This is a messenger RNA of Stegodyphus dumicola, 1369 nucleotides long. RefSeq names its product tetratricopeptide repeat protein 8 (gene BBS8). Gene Ontology annotation, molecular function: protein binding. Gene Ontology annotation, cellular component: ciliary basal body; non-motile cilium; BBSome. The record is from RefSeq and is a predicted model, not a curated record. Lineage: Eukaryota; Metazoa; Arthropoda; Arachnida; Araneae; Eresidae. Gene Ontology annotation, biological process: non-motile cilium assembly.
UUUAGGCCAGUUACACAAUCUGGAAGACCUUUAUCUGGUGUUAUUCGGCCUGGUACUCAGUCUGGCAGGCCUGGAACUAUGGAGCAGGCAAUCCGUACACGUACAGCAUACACGUCCAGACCAAUUACCAGUUCUUCAGGUCGAUUUGUUCGCUUGGGGACGGCAUCUAUGCUGUCUCAACCUGAUGGACCUUUUAUUAACUUUGCAAGACUAAAUAUUGCAAAAUAUGCUGCUAUGCCUCAAGUAGCCAAGUAUCUGUUUGAAUAUGCAUACUAUCAUGAUAAUGAUAUCAGGCAGGCACUUGAUAUAGCAGCUCAAGCAACUCAAGCAUGCCAUUAUGAGGACUGGUGGUGGAAAUUUCAAUUAGGAAAAUGUUAUUUUAGAUUUGGCAUGUUUCGUGAUGCUGAAAAACAGUUUAAGUCAGCCAUUAAACAACAGGAUAUGAUUGAUUCUUACUUAUGGAUGGCAAAGGUAUAUAUUGCUUUAGAUCAACCAUUAGCUGCUUUGGGUGUUUAUAAGCAAGGACUAGAAAAAUUUCCGGAAGAAAUAUUUCUAAUGAUCCACACUGCACGUAUUUAUGAGGGAUUAAACGAUUUAGAUUUAUCUGUUAAAUACUACAAAGACGUUUUGAGUUAUGAAGCUAUUGAUGUGGAAGCCAUUGCUUGUAUUGCCGCUCAUCAUUUUUAUUCUGACCAGCCAGAAGUUGCAUUAUGCUAUUACAGGAGACUAUUACAGAUGGGUGUGUGUAACAGCGAGCUGUAUAACAAUCUAGCACUUUGUUGCUUUUAUUCCCAGCAGAAUGAUAUGGCUGUUGUGUGCUUCGAAAGAGCUUUAGCCCUGGCUACUGAUGAAACUUUGCCAGAUGUCUGGUAUAAUAUUGGUCACUUAGCAUUGGGUAUUGGAGACAAAAAUCUUGCAAUUCAGUGCCUUAGACUUGCUUUGGUUGCCAAUAAUGACCACGCAGAAUCUUACAAUAAUUUAGGUGUUAUUGAAGGUACAAAAGGAAAUUUAGAUCAGGCCAAAGCAUUCUUUGUUGCUGCAUCAAAUCUUGCUCAACAUUUGUUUGAACCUCAUUAUAAUCAAGCACUUCUUGCUGAAAAGACAGGUGAUCUUCAGAGUGCCUAUUUCAUGGUUCAAAAAUCACUAGAAGCUUAUCCAGAACAUGCAGAUUCAAAGGAAUUGUUCCAAAAGAUAAAAAAUAUAUUUACAACUAUAUAAUUAUCUAAAGAGUGUCAAUCAUAUUCUAGUCACAUAUUGUAAAAGUUGGCUUUAUGCACUUGAUUUGAAGCAAUUAAAAUGUUCCUUAUUAAAAAUUUAUGUAGAAUUAUCUCUUUGAUCUUUUAAUAAAAACUGUUUAGUUUGUUAAAUA